UCUAGUCCCUUACGAAGUAUAUAUGCUGCGCGCAAACAAACUCAACUGGAGCAGCAGAAAAUGAGUGCAAAUACAAGUGAGCAGACAGCUACGAAAACCAAAGCUAACGAUAUGUCCUCCGACAAGAGAGUGCACGAUGAUGAUGGUGCUGGAGAAAAGUCGGAAGCCGGGUCUUCACCGCACGAGGAUGCUGCUGGCAUUCAUAUCUACGCCACGAUCGCUUUUAUAGUCAUAAUCAUCGUCAUUGGAGUUCCGAUGUGGUGGAAAUCUACGGAAGUAUAUCGCGUGUCAUUGCCUUACGACGAAAUCCAAGCAUUGAACGAUAAGCCCAUCAAGGCAACGUUUCGGUUAGGAUUGUACUGCCGAUCGACUGAACGGAGAGAAAUACUCGCAUUUGAGUUACGUAAAAAGUUUGAACAGAACUUUGUGUUUGAUUUGGAACUGCAGCUGCUUUCAUUGGACACAGAAACACUUUCAACGAUUAAAACUCCGGCGAAACUUGAAUCUGAAUUACUUAAUCGUUAUCCUGCAUCCGUUGGAGAUUUCUUGUUUAUUGAGUGGCACAAAUUAGACGAUGAUAUUCUUGUUUCUUCCGAUCGGACAGCAUUUAUCUCAGAAAGUGCAACAUCACUAAAAGCAUAUCAGGUACUAUCUUCUUGGAUUUUACAAGAAUACAAGCUGAAAGCCAUUCUUGGAUCUAGGAAUAUGCAGCAAACUACAAAGGGACGCCAAAUGCGAUUGAAUUCGGCUCCACUGCAAUCACGUUAUGAAGUACUAAUAACGGUUCUAAAUCCAAAACCCGACCUACAGAAAGUGCAUUGGAAUGCACGAGCAGCAGCAGAAAAUUACAUAGGACCAUUCCUGCGUGAGCUCUCCGGAAUCACCAAUUUCACCAUUAAAACACAGUGGAUCUACCAAGUUGGGAUAGAAGGUGCUCAACCGAAGCAAGUGCAAGAUGAUUCAAAACUUGGCCGGCAUUACGCCUUGUCAGAGGAUAGUCUUCCACAUAUAAUAACGUCGCUCGAGAAAAAACUUGGCACACAAAUCACCGACAACCCUUGUAUUCACCUGGUCGUUUACGUUCCACCUUGUGCACAAGCUCCUCUUAAAAUCUAUAGAAAAGACGGACAGCGCGCGUCACCAUUGAGCAGUAACGUGGAUGCUUUUACAUCCGCCAAAUGGGGUGGCAUCAUUUUUGCCAACCCUGCUGAAGCAACCUGUGUACGGUAUAUGGAGAGCGAACAAUUUAGCGAUGUAUACAUUCACGCACAGGAUGUAAUGCCUGUUUUGUUGUACCAGUUGCGAAAAAUACUCGAUCUUGAAAACAACACGCCCCUGCUAGACACAACACUGGUACCGUACAAUACGAUUGAACCACGUGUUUGGGAAGUAGACACGUUCAUCCGAACCAACACAAUCUAUUUGGUGCAUUCGGCGACAACGACGUUGCAAUCGUUGAUUCAACUGCUCGGCGGUAUCGAGUACAUUGUGAUCAAUGAUGAGGUUGGAGCAGCUAUUAAAAAUGCGUACCAUAAAAUUGUCGAAGCAAAGGAAAUGCUAAGAACAAAUAACCUCGAAGAAGCGGCUCUUCUGGCGCGGGAGGCUUAUACAUCAGCGGAAAGAGCGUUUUUCGAUCCUAGUUUACUGGCUUUAUUGUACUUCCCUAACGAACAAAAGUACGCUAUCUACAUUCCACUCUUCUUGCCCAUUAUGAUACCGGUGGUGUUUUCUUUUAAUACUCUUUUAAAGUUUUUUCAAAAACGGAAACUAACCGCAAUUUCAAAAACAAAACAUGAAUAA
Messenger RNA from Anopheles nili, 1800 nucleotides. It is a transcript of the gene PIG-S, whose product is annotated as GPI transamidase component PIG-S. The coding region runs from base 61 to 1800 and encodes 579 amino acids. Gene Ontology annotation, biological process: attachment of GPI anchor to protein. Lineage: Eukaryota; Metazoa; Arthropoda; Insecta; Diptera; Culicidae. The transcript is spliced from 7 exons. The record is from RefSeq and is a predicted model, not a curated record. Gene Ontology annotation, cellular component: GPI-anchor transamidase complex.